This is a messenger RNA of Jatropha curcas, 2913 nucleotides long. RefSeq lists its product as uncharacterized. Lineage: Eukaryota; Viridiplantae; Streptophyta; Magnoliopsida; Malpighiales; Euphorbiaceae. Gene Ontology annotation, molecular function: ADP binding; ATP hydrolysis activity. The record is from RefSeq and is a predicted model, not a curated record.
AUUGUUUAUUUUGUCCUACUUGCCUUGGUAGCCAGAAGCCAAUGACUUGAGAAAGUAACUUCAACUCCAAAGUCACUCUGAUUAAUUCAUAAACAAAGAGAUUAACAGGAACCUCUUGGUCUAAGAAGAUCAUUUUGAAUUAUAUCAGUAAAUCAUUUACAUCUUUGUUCUUCUGAGUUCCUGCUGGAAGCUCACUGCUUGAAUCCUUGUUACAACUUGCGGCUUAUGUUAAACAUAUAAACUCAGUACAGGACAGUGCUCUAGGGAGAGUGUUAAAGAGACGACGUUGCAGAAGCGUAAACUCGAGACCUUUGCUCAAGUGAGAAGAGAUUUCUGCCCUCCCAUCUCAUCCCUAGAAGGUAAGGUUUAGAGACAAGAGACAAUGGCUAUUCCAGUUCCAGAUCCUGUGGCUUCUGUUGUGUUGGAGCAAGCUUUUGCAGGUCUUAUGAAGGAAGUUGAAAUUGCACGUGACUUUGAAAGCCAAUUGGAGUUUAUGGAGCAAAGAGUAGAUAGUAUAAAGAAACUACUUGCAAACAGUGAUAAUUGCAACCAACAACUUAUCCAAGACUUGCCUAAAUUCAGAGAACUAAUGUAUGAAGCAGAAGACAUAUUAACAGACUGUCUAGUCAGGAAAGAAUAUCAAAUGUACAAUUGUUUUCCUCAGAAUUUCUUCUUCCACCUUCGAACAAGCAAGAAAAUAUUGCAUGUUAAUCGAAGGAUUAAGGCGAGAUUUGAUAUUUUAAAUGAUCGUUUGGGACUGCAAAGGAGCAGCAUCCUCAACAGGGUUAAAACAGAUUUGUUUAAAUGGAAUUAUGACUCAUCUGAUGAUACAAUCGGACUUGACAGUGAUUUGGAGAAGUUGAAAGGAUGGAUUUGUCGAGAAGAUUAUGUGCUUGAAAAGAUUGGAAUCGUGGGGAUGGGAGGCUUGGGAAAAACCACUAUUGCCAAGCUAAUUUAUAAAGAUGAAGAGAUAAAUGAUCAUUUCAAGAAGAAGAUUUGGAUUUCAGUUUCACAAACUUUUGAAAAGGAGGAGAUUUUGAAGAGCAUUUUACAACAAUUAGGAGAAACACAGUGUAAAGAACCUUUAGAUCCUAUUUUUAAACGGUUGAAAGAAGAAUCUUGUCUCAUAAUUCUUGAUGAUAUUUGGGAAAACAAGAAUUUCAGUUGGUGGAAGACACUUUUCUCUUGUUUUUCUGAAAAAGCUCAUAAAAGAAGUUGCUUUAUUAUCACAACAAGAGAUGAAGAAGUUGUAUCUGCUAUCGGAGUUGAAGAUUCGCGAGUCCAUAAGCUAAAAUUCCUUAGUGAAAUAGAUAGCUGGUCAUUGUUUUGUAGGCAUGCAUUUGUUAAGAAGAUCGACAAAAGCUCUCUGCAAAGUUUCGAGGCAUUAGGCAAUCAAAUAGUGGCUAAAUGUAAGGGUCUUCCAUUGGCUAUAAAGACAAUAGGAGGGUUAUUGGGAUCAACUGAUUCUUACCAUAAGUGGGAUGAAACUUGGAAAAGUUUUUGUAAUCCCAACAUUACGAAAGAAAAUGAUGUUGUAAUGGCAUCUCUGCUACUGAGCUACAAGGCACUCCCUUAUCAGCUAAAGCAGUGCUUGUUAUGUUUCUCUAUUUAUCCUGAAGACUUUGAGAUUGAAGCUGAAAAGUUAAUCCAUUGGUGGGUUGGAGAGAGUCUUGUGGAGGGUGAAGGCUCGAAAACUGCAGUAGAAAUGGGGUUCGAAUGCUUGUCUAAGCUAGUGAGAAGAUGCCUAGUUGAGAUUGUCCAGAGGCGAGGCUGUGAUGGAAGAGUCUACAAGUGCAAAAUGCACGACCUGGUACGAGAUUUGACACUUGUGAUGGCAAAAGAUGAGAAACACUGCUCUUUCAAUGAUGUAGGAAUACAAGAAUUGACUGAAACCUCCAGAUGGUUAGGUUUCAGAAGUGAAAUGGACGCCAAAUCAUUAAAAAAAAGUCCAAAGCUUCGGGCAUUGUUGCUAAUGAGUAGCGAAUGUGUUCCUUUGGACAAAAAUUUGGCUUCACUUCAUUCUCUCAGGGCAUUGGACUUGUCUAACAACAAGUUAGACACUAAUGCUUUAAAGAACCUCCUGAAUUGGAUUAGUUCACUCAAACGCCUCGCCUAUCUAAAUCUGAGUGGAUCAGAAGGCCUUCAAGAAGUGCCAGAUUCGAUUUCCAAAGCCCAUAACCUUCAGCUAUUGAUUUUAAGUGGAUGCACUAAUCUAUCAAAAGUGAGCUCUUCAAUCACUUGUCUAAAGAAGUUGCUAGUGUUGGACUUAAGCUCUUGCGAGAGGAUUCGAAACCUACCUCGCGGACUGGGAUAUAAGCUCUCCCAGUUACAAGAACUGUCUGGAUUAAGACUCGUAAGUCAGACUAACAAAAAAUGGUGUUCAUUUUCUGAGCUUAGUGAACUAGGUGAGUUAAGGGUAUUGCAAAUUCAUCUGAAUGAAGAUAGUGAAAUAACUGUAGAGGAAGAGAUUGUUCUAUCAAAGCUUAAAAAACUUAAGCUACUAGCUAUUGAUUUUGAUUCUGAAAAUGCAAAAGGGAAAAGUAUGCUAGAGUUUCUCGAUCCGCUUUCCCCUCCCCCAGCACUUGAGCAGUUGUACCUCAGGAGAUAUUGCCAUGAAAGGUUGCCCAACUGGAUUAGUCCUGAGAAUCUCCCUAACUUGAAAUAUUACCAUGUUGACGAUGGAACAAUGGUUCGUAUCUGCACCAGUAGUGGCAGCACUUGGAAAGUGGAGAAUUCACAAUUAAAUAAUAAUUGUUAAGUUAUAUAUGUGGAGAUUAUUGGUUGUUCCAUAAUUAGUGAAUUGAUUGUAAUGUUGUUAACUUUUCCUGAGAUUUGUUACAUAAGUCUAAAGCUUUCUACGAAAAACAUUAUUACAAUUCUCUUCGUUUGCCCAUGUAAUUGAAGUGGCUCUUG